This is a messenger RNA of Ipomoea nil (Japanese morning glory), 1162 nucleotides long. RefSeq lists its product as uncharacterized. The transcript is spliced from 4 exons. Bases 158 to 982 code for a protein of 274 amino acids. The record is from RefSeq and is a predicted model, not a curated record. Gene Ontology annotation, cellular component: chloroplast. NCBI's taxonomy places the organism in Eukaryota, Viridiplantae, Streptophyta, Magnoliopsida, Solanales, Convolvulaceae.
UUUAGCCCAACCCAAUUUAGCCCUAUCAUCUCCUUGCCCAGACGACUCUCCUGUCUCCGCUAACCGGAGCGAAACGCCGAGACCCCCCAUUCAUAUAGAUGUGAUACCGGGGACUUCAAUCUUAUGAGGUUCAGAGCUUGUUGAACGACUCGGUGAGAUGAACUGCGUGAAUGUCAAUCCCUGCAUAUUGGCCUACCCUCCCAUUGCUCCAUCUCGAAGUGCUGCCCCAGCAACGAAUCCUGGAUUUCCGGUUUCCUUGAGACUGAAUAAGUCUUCUUCAAUUUACACGGUUGCAGGUCUUCGUAAGUUUUCCCUUAAAGCCACGGCUAGUACUUCUACAUACAGACAAUCUGCACCUGUCUGUUUGUUUGGUGGUAAGAAGUCAGGCAGUGGCGAUCAGGCUGCGCCAAAGGAAGCUUUGGAGAAUUUAUUGGGAAGUUUCAAGAAGGAACAAUCAAUUGAGGAUUUGCUAAGGCAGCAGAUUAAGAAGCAAGAGUUCUUUGAUGAUGGAGGCACAGGUGGUGGUGGCCUUGGUGGUGGAGGAGGGGGUAGUGGUGGGGGUUCUGGUGGAUCAGAGGAUGAAAACACUUCAGACGAGCUUGAUGAAAUAUUCCAAGUGACCAUGGCUACUUUGGGUUUCAUAUAUACGUAUAUAUACAUUCUUCGAGGUGAAGAAAUCGGGCGCUACAUCAGAGACAUUAUCAGGUACUACAUAUUUCGAGGUAGGAAGAGUAUUCGACUGACAAAGCUCCUUGCAAGGUUAAACAAGCAUUGGACGAUCAUUAAAGGGAAGUACGGAAAUAGAUUGACAGACGACGAAAUGGAUGAGGUUGAAGGACACUUGUUAACGCAUCUUGUUAAGAAAACCGGGACAUGGUAUUAUAGACCUAAGCAAGCACAAAAAAAGGUCGAGAAGCGUGCUAUUGUAGAUCCAGUGUACGGCGAGGAGUACUAUGAGGACGACGAUGAAUACUAUUAUUGAUGAUGCUGGUGGCUUACUGGUGGGUAGUUCUCUUGUUUGAAUAUGGUUUAGUAAAUACUGCAGUUUUUACUUACACUGAAGCAUUCUCUGUUUGUAGUUUGUACUUCUAUUAUUGAUAGGCUUUUGAUUUUUGCAAAGUGAAGAGAGGCUUAAAUGGUAUUGCAAUUUUUAUUAACUAUU